Stomoxys calcitrans (stable fly) is the source of this 1864-nucleotide messenger RNA. Its product is annotated as cytochrome P450 4d8. The coding region runs from base 202 to 1719 and encodes 505 amino acids. Lineage: Eukaryota; Metazoa; Arthropoda; Insecta; Diptera; Muscidae. The transcript is spliced from 4 exons. The record is from RefSeq and is a predicted model, not a curated record. Gene Ontology annotation, molecular function: iron ion binding; oxidoreductase activity, acting on paired donors, with incorporation or reduction of molecular oxygen; monooxygenase activity.
GUUGCGACUAGAACAGCGAAAUUAUGAUUCUCCGGCUUAGAGUAGUAUGAAGACAAAAUUCUAUCUCGCUAAUCAAUAUCAUUGUGUUCAAAAUUUCUAGCGAUAACCAAAACAAAGUGAUUAGAUUAAAACACUGCUGCAUUAAGGGGAUUGAACAAUUCAUAGGCAUUUAGUGGUGGUUUAUUAGUAAAAACGUCUCCAAUGUAUUUGCUUGUGUUUCUAUUUGUCUUCUUCAUUUGGUGCUACAAAAGUCAUGCCUCCAAAAGAUAUAUGCGACAUGCAGUUCGCAAUUUACAAGGGCCUUUUGCCAUACCCCUUUUGGGUUGUAUCCAGGAGAUUUCACGACUAAGACCCAAAAAUAUAACCUCCUCCGUAGCUUCGAUGUUUGCCAAAUAUGGGAAGCUUAUGAAAUUGUGGGCCUUUAAUCGUCUGCUGAUUGUGAGUGCCGAUAUUGAAUUCAAUGAGCAAAUACUGGCCAGUCCAACGCAUAUAACAAAAGUUGCCGUCUAUAAUAUGCUGCAUCCUUGGUUGGGUAUUGGUCUGCUAACUAGUGAUGGCAAAAAAUGGCAUACACGACGUAAAAUUAUAACGCCUACCUUUCAUUUUAAAAUUUUGGAAGAAUUUCUGGAGGUUUUUGAUCACCAGUCUACGAUAUUGUUGCAAUGUUUGGAGAAAAAAGCCGAUGGUCGCAGCACAAUAGACAUAUACCCCCUCAUAUGUCUAUUUACUCUGUAUGUGAUUGUGGAGACGGCAAUGGGUACUAAAGUGAAUGCCCAAACCAGUAAAAGCUGCCAAUAUGCCUCAGCUGUUCAUGAAAUGACUGAGUUAUUGGCCAUGCGCUUUGUUCGCCUGCAUUUAAACAAUGAACUGGUUUUCACUAUCUUACACCCUUUUAAAAAAUUACGUCAAACUCAACUGAUACAGAUUAUGCACAAUUUCACCAAGAGUGUUAUUGAGGAAAGAAGAAUUCUAUUGCAGCAAAACCAACAUAAAUCGCUACAUGCAGAAGACAAUGGAGAUAUGGGGUGCAAAAAACGUAGCGCAUUUUUGGAUGUCUUGCUACAGGCAACUGUUAAUGGUCAACCCUUGUCGGAUGAAGAUAUACGUGAAGAAGUGGACACUUUUAUGUUUGAGGGUCAUGACACCACAGCAUCAGCUUUAAGUUUUACUCUGCAUUUAUUGGCUCGACAUCCUAGGGUGCAAAAUAAAAUUCUAGCCGAGGUACAGCAAAUAUGUGGCAAUAGUGAAGACCCCCUGACAUUGAUGAACCUAAACGAAAUGAAAUAUCUGGAAUGUGUCAUAAGAGAAUCACUUCGCCUGUACCCUUCAGUGCCAAUUUUUGGACGACAAUUCAAGGAAGACUUUGCAUACACACACUCAACUCUGGGUGAUGGUGUCAUACCAGCUGGUUCAGAAUUGUACAUCUGGUCCACUCUGGUAUUAAGGGAUCCCAAACGUUAUCCGAAUCCUAGUGAAUUCGUGCCUGAACGGUUUGAGGAUGUCGAUGAAAAGAUCAACUUGUCUACCAGUCCAUUUAGUGCUGGUCCUCGCAACUGCAUUGGCCAAAAAUUUGCCAUGUACGAAAUGAAAAUCACUCUGAUGAAAAUUGUGCGGACAUUCGAAUUGCUACCAUUAGGAGAAGAUGUGCAGCCAAUACCAAAUAUUGUUAUGUGUUCAGAGAAUGGCAUGCAAUUAGGUUUAAGAAAACGGAAAGCUUAGUGUUAUAACAUCAAGUAAAUCGGUUCAGCAGAAGAAGUUACAACCUCCAGAAAGUUCUUUUUUUUAUUUUUUUUAUUCUUUAUUCCAUGGAAACAUAUAUCCUUACUAAUAUAAAUAUACAAACAACAUUGAUAUUUAACUGGGA